UCCGAAGAGCUUAACAAGGCACACCUCGUUGCGUGAUAUUUUUGGCUUAAUAAAAGAAUUAUUUUAUAUCUAAAGUAAUAUUAAUCGGUAAAAUAUAUUUGGCUUUUAACAAAUAUUGAACAUUAUUGUUUCUGAAUAGUUAAAAAAAAAUAUAGGCAAUUGUUUGCCCUUUCAACAGUAAAUAUUUUGGAUUGUAUACGUCGUUUGCAUACCUGUAAACCACAUUACAUUCUACGCUGUCAUAAUCUGUUUGAAUAUUUAAUUCAAUAAACAAUCAUUGUUUUAUCUUAUUGAAAACACAAGCUUCCAUUUUAUCAAUUAUCCAAACAAAUCAACAAAAAUCAAAUAAAAUGACAGAUUCAAUGAAAUUUGGUCCCGAAUGGUUGCGCAACAUGUCAGCCGAUACAACUUCAUCCAAUUCAGUAAAUACCAGUGGUCAACUAACAAAUCCAACAGGUGUUUUUGGUUCCGGUAGCUUAGGGGGUGGUGUCGACGGUGGAACAUCUGUAAAUAAUGCUAAUAGCAAUUCGUCAAAUCUUAAUCCCAGCAGCUUUCAUAAUAAUGUAAAUGCAGCAAAUUCUGGAGCUUCACGCAACACUUUUCCCGAAUUUCGUUAUGGCAGAGAGGAAAUGCUCCUACUAUUUGAUCGAAAUUGCGGCAUACCUGAUAUUUUACCAUCAUGUAAGAACCUUUUUGUAGAAAGAGUUCAAUUUCCAUUAGCUUUAGUGCCUAGUACAGAUGAAGAUAUGAUGCAAGGAACGGCGCCACCAACGCAAAGGCCAGGAUGGCUUCAACGAUCUCCAGUUGGUUUCAACACAGCAACUCGAGGUACUGGUAGGGUCGGUUGUAUGGAGAGAGGUCGUAUGCGUGGAAAGUCAAUUUAUCAUCCUGUUUUCCAAAGGCCAAAUGCUUUAUUUGAUGAUGAUCAACGUUCCUCUGCAAUAAAGACCGAUCGCUCUUGGGUUGAACGAAAUGGUGGCGCAGUUGGCGAUCCUGUAGUAGCUGGCCCUUCAACGGUAGUAGGUGGAGGAUUGGGCGCGGAGGCUUGGAACGGAAAUACGCCGGUAUCAAGUCCACGUAGAGAAUUUAGCAAUCAUCCAAGAAAUAUGGAAAAUUGGAGGCGUAGUCGUAAUGAAGAUGGGUCAGGUGGUGAGGCAUCUACUACUACAUUUACGGCGGAUAGUGGUUGGAGAAUGAACACGGGAUCUGGAUUUCAAAAUUCACAUACUCGUUGGGGCAGGUCAACGAGCUGGAGAGAUGAUGAACUAGCAAAUAACAAUGAAAACUCAGGUAUGGUUGGUAGUAGUGCUACUACUAUCGCCGGGGGAGGAGGAGGAGCUAUAAUGAUGCUGCGUUCAAAUUCUGCCAUAUCAACCACACAAGGACAUCCAAGUGUUUCUGGUAAACAAACUGGUGCACCUGGAGUACCGCGAUCUAUAUCUGUCACAUCUUCCGGAACUAGAAAUACGGUUAGUGGAAAUAUUUGGCCAAAUAGCGCAACAGUUGGUCAAAUGUCAAACAUGCAAGGUGAUGGUUGUGUCAAUGAUGAAUUGGCGUUGCCUGAAUGGGCAAUGGAAAAUCCUUCAGAUAUUGGCGGUACCUUUGAUGCAAGUGGAGCCUUUCAUGGCGCGGUCGAUGAUGACAUACAUACCGGUAAUAUUCCUGAAGAACAUGAUGAGAAUGAUUUGCCCGAACAGACUAGCGAUGCAAAACCAUCGGAUACAGAUGUUCAAGAAAAUGUAUUAAAAACAUCUGAUGACAAUUCCAUUAAAUCAACAAAGUCUCCUAAAAGAUCUUCGCUACAAGAAACGGACAAUUAUCAAGAUUCAUCAUCUCCCUCUCCGACACCGACCUCAAAUGUUACGGCUAGCCAUGAAAAUACUGACAAUUCAGCUGAAAGCGAAAAGUCGAAGCCAAACAAUAAUAGCACACAGAACCCUGUUUCUCCAGUAGAUGUUGCACCGGAAAAUGUUUCGCAGAAAAAUUCCGAACAUCAUUCAGAAAAUGAAUACAUUAAAGAGUCGGCGACAAAUUGCAAUAGUAACCUUCAAAAUUAUUCAACAAGAGCAUCCAGUAAUGAGGAGAACACAACAAAUAGUAACGUCGGAGAUUAUGCCGAACGUAUGAUGAAAGUCACCGAUGACAUGAUAGAGAAACUAAUAAUGGACGAUGAAGAUGCUAAAGACGAUCAUAUGAAAUCGUCUAUGUUGUCGGGCGGUAAUAAAAGAAAUGCCCAACAUGUGUUUGUAUCAGCGCUUCAGCAACCGCAAAACUCGAAUCAUCAAUCAACAGUUUCAGCAGCAUUGUCUGCUGGGGCAGGACCAACAGGACCACCCAACAUGUCUUUAUACAAUAUGGGUGGUAUGAUGGUAGAUCACACUCAUAAUAUGGCUGCCUUACAUCAGUUACAACAGCAACAAAUGGCAGCUGUUGCAGCUGCGGCCAUUGGCUUACAACCUACUCCACCACCACCACCACAUCCAAUGACUUCCUCAGGUCAUUCAGAAUUAUGGUUGUAUCGGGAUCCCCAAGCUAAAGUUCAAGGACCCUUUUCCGCUUUGGAAAUGACUGAAUGGUAUCGGGCAGGUUACUUCAAUGAAAAUCUUUUUGUAAGUCGAGUUUGUGAUACACGUUUCCGACCUCUGGGAGAAUUGAUUAAGAUUUGCAAUGGUCAAAUGCCUUUUAGUCAUAGUCAUUUGAUACCAAUUGAUUUGAAUUCAACUCCUUUGACGCCACCUUUAGCACCAGUAAUAUCCGCACAGCCCUCUGCACAAGCAACUGCAACUGAUUAUGUUAUCAAAACUUUAAAUGAACAUCAACAACAUCAACAGCAUGAAAAGCUUAAAGGUAAUGUAACUGCUGCCGCUGAUUCCUUAAGCAAUGCCCUAAAGAGUUUAAUUAAUUCUGUAGAUAUUUCACAAGUUUUGAAUAUGCAUUUUCAAACGCUUCAAGAUCGUUUCAUACAUAAUCAGGAAAUUGAAAUUUCUAAUGAGUUAUCGAAAAAUGAGUGUUUCCGGCGAUUAACCGCCGCCGAACAAGACGCAGUUGUCAGACAAAAACUGCAAAUGAUGGUUUUGCCAGAGUAUCUUACUAAUUUAACUGGUCUAAGUAAUUCACUGGCGGCUCUGAAUCCAACAGCUGGUACACAGUUAUACGAUACUAUUGCCGAGUGUACCAAAAAGGAACAAUUGUUUUGCAAUCACCAGGGUCAGCCUCAAUCACAGACAACGGCACAGCAACAACAAAGGUCUAACCACCAUGCAUCUUCAUCAGGUGCAGCAUAUAUAAAUACGGCCGAAGAUUUCAUAAUGAAAACUAAAAAUGCAGGUCAUGACAUGAACAGCAACGAUUUGUUGAAUGAAUUUAAUUUGCGAAUGUUUCUAAACAAUGGUUCUGAUUCGGGCACUGGCGGCGGUAGUGUUACUGUUGCAACAACAAAUUCUCAUGGCCAUGAGUUCUUAAAUGAUCAGCAAUUAUUUGGUGCUGGUGCAACUUCCACUCCAAAUCCCCCAACCAAUACUUCGCAAAGUCCAAUGAUGCAAAUGUGGAUGAAUUCAUUAUCGUCUAAUCAGACAAAUCAACUUCCAACUCAACAACAUCCUUUGAUGGGCAAUGCCCAACAAGCACCCGGUAUAAAUAACCAGUGGCUCAAUGGUCCACUGGUUGGUAUACCAUCGAUAAAUUUGUCCAGGGAACAGCAUGGUACAAGUGGAAGCAUAAUGGGUUCACCAAAACCUACACCAGCAUCAAUGUGGGAUGUUGCCACGUUAGAGCAACAUGUUCAAGUUCAACAACAAUUACAACAACAAAUGCAGCAGCAAUCAUUUGAACAUCAUCGUCAUUUAAAGGACACAGGAAAGCAUCCUCAAGACCAACAGCAACUAGAUAUAGAUAAAAAUAUAAACAAACAACAGCAACACCAACACUCGGAAGAUAUCAACCAAGAGCAGCAGCAGCAGCAGCAAAUGUCUACAAACGAUCUUCAAAAGUCACAUGAUGGUGUGACAAAGAUUUCUUCCACAAACAAUAAUAAUAAUAGUAAACAAGAACAACAACAGCGUCAACCACUGCAACCAACUGAAAAGUCACAAUCACACGUUAAUAACAAUAAGCGCAAUGUUACUAACAACAACAUUGUAAAACCAGCUAACAAAGCUAAAAAUGAAAAUUUCGUUGAGCAGAUUUCAAAGAAAACUGAAGAAGAGCGUCGUCGUGAGCUUAACGAAGAGAAGCGUCGCCAAAAGGAGGAACGCAAACGUCAGCAGCUGGAAGAAGAGAAACGUCGUCUGAUGCAAGCUGAAGAAGAAAAACGUCGCCAAAUGCAAGAAGAAGAAAAGAGACAGCAACAAAUACAAGCCCAAAGACGUAAGGCGUUAAUGAGCAGCACCAAUAACAAUAAUUCUCCAAAUAAUAACUCAAACAAUAGUUUAUUGACUUCCCCCAAUUCUACCAAUAAUGUAGGCAAUCCUAAAUCUAAGGAACAUCAACAUAUUCAAUCAUCAGUUGCUCCAUGGUCUACACAAACCAUGGCAACAAAAUCACAAGGACCUGGACUGGCUGAAAUACAAAAGGCCGAGAGACGUGAACGUCGUGCUGAUCAACAGCGUCAAUUAGAGAUUCAAGAGAAGCAGAUGCGUGCUCUUGCGGCAGCUUCCGAAGCUCAAGAUACGAUUCUAAAGUGGAAUGCUGCCCCCGUGCCAGUUAAAAGUUUUGCUGAAAUCCAAGCUGAGGAGGCAAAACGUUUGGCUCAUGAACAAAUGGAAUUGCAAAGACGCAAAGAACAAGAAGUUCAUAAUAAUUUGGUCGCUUUCAGUUCUGCUGGUAGUGCUGCCGCCGGCGGUCUUAGUAGUUCUUCGAAUAUUUCGAGCAUUUGGAGUGGAAAUAAAAUAUGGGGAACCCCAUCAUCCAACACAACUGGUUUUUGGGAGGAACCUCUUAAAUUCAAUAGUAAAUCCAUUAGUGCUUGUUUAUCUAACAGCAACAGCAAUAAUCUAAACAACAAUAACAAUAGUAAUUUAACAGCUGCUUUAAUUGUUGCCCAGUCAUCGACUAUACAACAAAAGCAAACAACUUCUCAACAGCACCAUCAACAUCCCUCAUCUCAGCAGCCGUUAAGUAAGAACAUCAAAAAGAGUCAAAGUGUUGCAGUAAUGCAAAAUACCGUAUCCCCACCAACAGCUAGCACUUCCGGUGGCCCCAACAUUCAAAAGAAACCGUCAAGCAAUACUACACCAUCUUCGAAACAAGCAAAGCCCCAAAAGGCCGAUAACAAUGGUGCAGUUUGUUUGGGUAAUGAAAAUAAAAAAUCUACAACUAAAAACAAUAAUGCUGCUAUUAAGGGUGAUGACUACGAAGCUGAAUUUACCAAUUGGUGUACAAAAAGCCUAAAUAAUAUGAACACGAAAGUUGACGUGCCUACAUUUGUCUCCUUUUUACGAGACUUGGAAUCACCAUAUGAAGUAAAGGAUUACAUUCGCAUGUAUUUAGGUGAAAGCAAAGAGUAUAUUGACUUCGCAAAGCAAUUUCUUGAACGUCGCAGCAAAUAUAAAAAUUUACAACGCGCACAAAAUGCUCAUGACGAUGACUUGUGUAAACCAGCUCUGGCUAUAACUCCAUCAGUUAAUGAUAACAGUGAUAAUAAGGGUAAACAGAAGAAAAUAAAGAAGAGCAAAAUGACAAAAUUGGAUGCACGCAUUUUGGGCUUUUCCGUUACUGCCGCCGAAGGCCGCAUCAAUGUGGGAGAUCGUGAUUAUGGUGAUGCACCUUAAGCUAAAUGUGUGCUUUGAAACAAAACAAACAAAAAUCGAGCAAAUGAUGUUGCUAUUAUACUUCAAUUUCAUUUCUUUUUUAAAUUGUUAAACUUUAUUUUUUUUCUAUUUUAAGUAACUUUAUAGAUUCGUUUUUAAAACACAUUUAAUAUUUUGCUUCUGAGUUAACAUUUAAUGUUAAAGUCCAAACUUGAUUAACAGAUAUUAUCUUUCAUAACAAGCAUUUUAUUCAAUUUUGUUUUUUUGUUUUAGCAGAACAUUUUAUUUUACAUUCAUCUAAUCAAUUCAACUAUAUUUUUAUUUUUUCUUUAAAAUUCAGCUGCAUUAUAAAUACAAUUUUUAUUUUUGAGAUAUUUAAAACGAAAAUGUAUGUAAUUGUUAUAUUAACAGUACAUUUAUAUACUGCCAAUACAAGUUCGAAUUAGUGUGGUUAAUUAAUUUACUAAAAGAAAAUGUAAUAAUGGACUCCGUACCGUGUGAGAAAUGUGCGUGUUUAUGAAUUAGCUCUUUAUACUUUUAUUUUAUUUACUUCUCGCUAUUACUUUGAAUGUGUAAAUUUUUUAAUUUAAAUCAAUUUGCUUUUAAUUUAAUUAGCCACUUAAUUUUUAAAUAUACCUUUAUUAAUAUUCAUUAAAUUGUUUAAAUUAUUUGGGAUAAAUGUUACACUUUAGAUUUCCUAUCGAUUGAAAUAGUUUUGAAAAUUGUUGUUCUUGUUGUUGUAUGUUUAUCAACAAAUAUUCAAAAGUUCUAUCUAUGUUUCAUGAUUAUAACGUCACUUUAUAAUUAUGAGUUCAACUUUUAUUGUUUAAUGAGUUGGAAACAAGUAAAAAAUGUUUUUAAGAACGUCAAUAGAAAAAUGUUUGCAACUUUAUGUAAAAUUCCGAAUUUGAAAAAAAUUGCGUAAAAUCAGAGGAUUCAGAAAAAUGCAUACUUAAUAUUGUUACCAAAUUUUACAUAUUAUAUUCCAGCUAACCGUAUAUAUCAAGAAAGUUGUUUUAAGUGUCCGAUAUAUUCCGUAGUUUUGGUUCAAUAAUAUAGCAAACAUUUUUUUCAGUUUUUUUCCAUCCAUCGUUUUCUCAGAAGAAUAAUUAUAAUUUUGAAACUUUAAAUAAUUGUUUACAUAAUUUAAAGAGUCCUAUAUGCUGGAAACUCUGUUGUAUAAUUUUUGGGCAUUGAAUGAGACUUAUAGCGUUUUCUUUUCUGACACAAUGUGGACAAAAUGUUGCCAACAUAUUUUGUACCAUCUGUUUAAUUUUUAACGAUCACAAUAGAUCAAAAAUCAUUACCAUUCAUGCAAUAUGUUUAUAUUUGAAGAAAAAAAUUUGAAAUUUUAUCUUUUUAUUAAAUUCUACAGAGUCUAAAUUUCAAUUAAAUAGAAACUAAAUUAAAAAGUUAUUAAUGAAAUUAGUAAAGCGAAAAAAUGAAAAACGCUUACAAAACUAAAUUUUUUUUUCAGAAAAGGCAUCAUUUUUGCCAGAAAAUUAAACGCCAAUAUUAUAUAUUUGUGCACAAAUCUACAUAGAAGUGUAUUUUUUAUUUUUUUUUUAAGCAUAUGAGGAGCAUAUUUUCCAAUAAUGUAAUAUAUUUCUUAACAACACUACAACAACAAUAAAAACAACAUUCCAAGUGACAUCAAUUGAUAAUAAGUCAUGGGAGAUCAAUUCUCCUAUAUGAUUAGAAAUUUUUGAAAAUAUAUAAUAAAAUAAACUCACGUUGUAAAUAUGAAACGUAAUUUAUUAUAUUACCAAGCAGGAAAAAAUCAUCAAUUUUUUUUAUUCUUUGCAUUUACUUUAUUGAUAAAAAAUUUAACAAUAUCGAAAUUAAUUCAAGUAUCUUUUAAAUUUUUUUUAUUGUUUACAUGAAACAUUAAUGUUUUUCAACAUUGCCAAAUGGAAUGAAUAAAAGUUUCAACCUGAAUUGGAGUUUUUAGCUGAGAUUCAGGAACAAUUGCAUCUUUUUAAACACGGUAUAUAAAACAUGUCUUGAAAUAUUAUGGGAAUUAAAAACAUAUAAAAGUUAAAAAUCAUUUGGAAAAUGUUUGAGUUAUUACAAAUUAAUAUUCAACAAUAUUUAAAAAAAAUUGUCUGUUAUUUCCGAAAGGAAUAAGUUUUCAAAAGUUGAAAACCGUUAGAGUUUUUUUUUAUUUAUUUAUUUUCAACAACUUAGCCUUAUUGGCCUAACCGGUUAUAAAUUUCUACUUAAGAAAAUAGUUUACAUUAAAAAAUAUAAAUAUAAAAUAAAUUAAAUUAAAAUUAUGAUAUAAUUUUUCUUCAAAAUUCUGAAAUCCCCAAAAUAUUCCUCCAACUGAUUGAGGUAAUUUUGUUUUUUAUCGAUAAACGCAGAAUUUACAAAGUUAUAUGGCCCAUAACAUAGUCAAAAAUAAAGUAUACAUUAAGAGAAAUAAAGUCGAUUUUACUUAAGAGUCGACUUUAGGUCUAUCAUAGACAACCUAAAGUAUACUUUUGACGUUAACUCAUUUAACACAUUUUCUACAUUUGAGGUGGCACCCAUUUAAAGUCGGUUCAAUUUAAAACAUACUGUAAAUUUGACUAUAUGUAGUUGCUAAAUAAUUCAAAGCAGGUUUUUAUUUUAAAAUUCUUUUUAUAAAAGAACCGACUUUAGUGUUUGACUAUGAUUAUCGGCCAUAGAUAGGAUUAUCGGCCAUAGAUGACUAUGUUCCAUAAAUUUAGAAAUUCCUCUUUUCAGAUUUCCGCUUCUUUUUGUUUAAUAAUUUCCUUCAAAUUCCUCCUUUUUAUAAAAACCAUAUGGUCACGUAUUAAAAUAAAUAAUAUUUACUUUUAGAAUGAAUUGAAAUAACCAAUAACAUUUUACGGGAAAUUUCCAAAUUUUCUUUUUAACUGAUAUGUUAAUAAUUAUUAGUUCAAAUUAGACUUCGAAAUAAAUCCUAGUUCCCAUGAAUAAUUUUACUUCCAUGCUAUUCUGAAUGAAAAGUUUAGAAAACAUUUUCUAGUGAAAAGAAAAAUUGAUGUGUUUUUUUUAAAUUGCCUUAAUUAAACCUUAAUUUCUUUAAUAAUUUUAAAAAUUUAAACAAUGAUAUGUUUUUAAUUAUCUAUUAAUUUUAAAAUAAAUAAACAAAUUUUUAAUUAGCUUACUAAAUAGUUAUUUCGAAUUAACAUUAUCUCCCAGUUCUUGUACGUCUAACGAUGGGUCUUACACAUUUUUUAGCCAAACUUUUCUUAACGAACAUUAUAUUCGACUGGCAGUAAAUGUUAAAAUUUCUGGAUGUUCAAAUGUUUUUAUCGCCUGUGUAUCAUUUAAUUUGCCCUCAGUAACAUUUAAUUUAACCCAUAAAAGCAAUUAAAUUGUUCUUCGUAUAUCCUGUUUUUCUUUAAAGUGAAUUAUUUCUUUUCUAUUUAUUUAAACAUUAAUGAAGAAGUAUAUAUUUAGAAAAUAUUUUUGUAUGGACGAAUAAAAGAAAAAAUGUAUGGCUUUUUUCGUAACAUGUAAUUGAAAACAGUAAACUCCUGUAAUUGUUAUAUAAAUAGUACAUUAUAUACAUUUAAAUAUAUAUAUUGUUAAUGUAACUGUAACUCUUAAAGCCAUGUUAAAUAUUUACAAUAUAUAACAAAAAAUUCUUACAUAUAGAAAAUAAAAUGCUUUCAUACUGUCAUUCAUAUAUAUGUAUAUACAUAUAUAUGCUAAAGAUAUACAUAUGUAUAUACGUAUGUACGUAUGUAUACAACUUAUAUGUAUAUACAACAUGCAUAUGUAUAAUUUUUAUAAUUUAAAAAUACAUAUUUGAAUUAAUAAAAUGAAUUAUAUUUAAAUAUCUUAUAGA
Calliphora vicina (urban bluebottle blowfly) is the source of this 9567-nucleotide messenger RNA. RefSeq names its product GIGYF family protein Gyf (gene Gyf). Bases 351 to 5768 code for a protein of 1805 amino acids. NCBI's taxonomy places the organism in Eukaryota, Metazoa, Arthropoda, Insecta, Diptera, Calliphoridae. Gene Ontology annotation, cellular component: cytosol. The record is from RefSeq and is a predicted model, not a curated record. The transcript is spliced from 8 exons. Gene Ontology annotation, molecular function: protein binding.